AUGCUGUCGGUGCCACACUCGCCUGGACUCAUGACUGUUUCGCUAGAAGUGGACUGGCCCUUUGGGGCACCCCCAUGGCCUGGUCUGGGGGUAAAUGGGAUGGAGCCACUCUGCAAUGCUUCCAGCAACUGGAGCUGUAUGGUGCCCCCUAGCCUUCCUUACUCCCCUCUGGCCACUGCACUCAUUCUGCUGGCAGUGCUGACUAUGGCACUUGUGACGCUGAUGGGAAAUGUGUUGGUGGUGCUUGCUGUGUACACCAGCCGUGCUCUUCGGGCCCCGCAGAACCUCUUCCUGGUGUCUCUGGCUGCGGCCGACAUCCUGGUAGCCACCCUCAUCAUCCCCUUCUCCCUGGCCAAUGAGGUCAUGGGCUACUGGUGCUUUGGCCCCCUUUGGUGCAGCCUGUACCUGUCACUGGACGUGCUGUUCUGCACCGCCUCCAUCAUGCACCUCUGUGCCAUCAGCCUGGACCGAUGCUGGGCUGUCACCAGAGCCGCCCGAUACAACCUCAAAAGGAGCCCCCUCAGGGUGAAAUGCAUGAUCGGGGCUGUCUGGGCCAUUUCCGCCUUUGUAUCCCUGCCGCCGCUGUUCAAGUCAACAUCCCAGGACUGGGAGUGCCAGCUGCAUGAUGACACCUGGUACGUUUUGGUCUCUUGCACUGCCUCUUUCUAUGCCCCCUGUCUCAUCAUGGUUGCCGUCUACUGCCGGAUCUACCAUGUGGCCAAGCACCGGAACUCGAUAGUCCUUGCAGCAAGACGGGCUUCUCAUCCCACCCUCAUCACUGCCAUCAAGUGUGACGGUCUCCAAGUGAACUCCCAGCCCCCUGGAGACGUGCAGGGCACAGGUCUGGAGCAGGGGCAGGUUUCUCUCCCCCUGCCGGGCUUGCCUCGGCCUUCUCGGCAAUGGAGAGCAGAAGAAGUUGGCAACAGUAGUGCCAGAUCACAGAAGACCCAGAGGCUUUCUUGGUCAAUUCCCUCAAGCCGGCAGCAGCGGAGAAGCAGGGACUUGUCCAUCUCCACAAACCGACUGGUGCAAGUGCGGGAGCGCAGGUUCACGUUUGUCCUGGCUGUCAUCAUUGGGGCUUUUGUGCUCUGCUGGUUCCCGUUCUUUUUCAUGUACAGCCUUGAAUCAGUGUUUGGGGAAGACUGCUGCAUCUCCAGGACUCUCUUCAAAUUCUUCUUUUGGAUUGGUUACUGCAACAGCAGCCUCAACCCCAUCAUUUACACUGUCUUCAAUCGGGACUUCCGCAGGGCCUUCCAGCACCUUCUCUCCCGUGCCUGCCAACUUUCAUGCAGAAAAUGA
Molecule: messenger RNA, 1299 nt
Organism: Eublepharis macularius
Lineage: Eukaryota; Metazoa; Chordata; Lepidosauria; Squamata; Eublepharidae
Product: alpha-2Da adrenergic receptor-like
Exons: 2
Coding region: 1-1299 (432 amino acids)
Biological process (GO): adenylate cyclase-activating adrenergic receptor signaling pathway
Cellular component (GO): membrane
Molecular function (GO): adrenergic receptor activity
Source: RefSeq, a predicted model, not a curated record